This is a messenger RNA of Morus notabilis, 3484 nucleotides long. RefSeq names its product coatomer subunit beta'-3. Gene Ontology annotation, biological process: endoplasmic reticulum to Golgi vesicle-mediated transport; intracellular protein transport; retrograde vesicle-mediated transport, Golgi to endoplasmic reticulum. Gene Ontology annotation, cellular component: COPI vesicle coat. The coding region runs from base 242 to 3025 and encodes 927 amino acids. The record is from RefSeq and is a predicted model, not a curated record. Gene Ontology annotation, molecular function: protein binding; structural molecule activity. NCBI's taxonomy places the organism in Eukaryota, Viridiplantae, Streptophyta, Magnoliopsida, Rosales, Moraceae. The transcript is spliced from 26 exons.
UAAGUCCCUGAUGUGAGCCUCUCGAGUAUAAGGGCUGGUUUUGUAGGCUGUUUCAGCAGCUUGAACUUUUGAUGAAUGGAAUUGAGCUUAGUGCUCCUUGCUUCUUUGCCGUCUAUCUCUCUUAGGUUUGAACGAGUUUCCUUCUCCAAUUUCCCUUGAAUUGCUGGUUUCCCUGCAGAUUCCCUCGGCUUCUACGCCAUCUUCCGAUUCUCUCGAGUCCGCCGUCUCUGAGCACCCGAAAAUGCCUCUCAGGCUUGACAUCAAGAGAAAAUUUGCACAAAGAACUGAGAGAGUAAAAUCAGUGGAUCUCCAUCCAACUGAGCCAUGGAUUCUUGCGAGUUUGUAUUCCGGAACCGUGUACAUUUGGAACUACCAGUCACAGAACACGGUAAACUCUUUUGAAGUCUCUGAACUGCCAGUUCGAUCAGCUAAAUUUAUAGCACGCAAGCAGUGGAUAGUCACUGGAGCUGAUGACAUGACUAUACGUGCAUUCAACUAUAACACCAUGGACAAGGUUAAAAGUUUUGAAGCACAUACGGACUAUAUUAGAAGUGUUGCUGUUCAUCCAACGCUUCCAUAUGUGCUGUCAGCAUCUGAUGACAUGCUUAUUAAACUCUGGGAUUGGGAAAAGAAUUGGAUGUGCACUCAGAUAUUUGAGGGGCAUUCUCAUUAUGUAAUGCAAGUCACAUUUAAUCCUAAAGACACCAACACAUUUGCAAGUGCCUCCCUAGAUCGAACAAUAAAGGUUUGGAAUCUCAGCUCAAUUGACCCUAAUUUUACCUUGGAAGGCCACAUGAAAGGAGUAAAUUGUGUUGAUUACUUUAUUGGGGGUGACAAGCCAUACUUAAUCAGUGGAUCUGAUGACCAAACUGCAAAGGUGUGGGAUUAUCAAACCAAAAGUUGUGUUCAGACACUUGAAGGACACACUCACAAUGUUUCUGCAGCUUGUUUUCAUCCUGAACUCCCAAUAAUAUUUACUGGUUCUGAGGAUGGAACUGUUCGAAUAUGGCAUUCAACCACUUAUAGGCUUGAGAACACAUUGAACUAUGGGCUUGAGCGAGUUUGGGCUCUUGGGUACAUGAAAGGUUCACGACGGAUUGUAAUUGGUUAUGAUGAAGGAGCCAUCAUGGUUAAAAUUGGUCGAGAAGAACCAGUGGCUAGCAUGGACAAUGGUGGGAAAAUAAUUUGGGCCAAGCAUAAUGAGGUUCAAACUGUAAAUAUCAAGAGUGUUGGGACUACUGAGGUCGAUGAUGGAGAAAGAUUGCCGUUGGCCGUUAAGGAGUUGGGAACAUGCGAUCUUUAUCCUCAAAGCUUAAAGCACAAUCCCAAUGGGAGGUUUGUUGUUGUUUGUGGAGAUGGCGAGUACAUUAUAUAUACAGCCUUAGCUUGGAGAAAUAGAUCCUUUGGCUCAGCACUGGAACUUGUAUGGUCAUCAGAUGGAGAAUAUGCUGUUAGAGAAAGUACAUCGAGGAUCAAAAUAUUUAGCAAGACAUUCCAGGAAAAGAAGAAUAUUCGACCAACAUUUUCGUGUGAACGUAUUUACGGAGGCACUUUACUUGCAAUGUGCUCAAGUGACUUCAUAUGUUUCUAUGACUGGGCCGAAUGUAGAUUGAUUAGGCGGAUUGAUGUGAAUGUCAAAAAUGUUUAUUGGGCUGAUAGUGGUGAUUUGGUGGCAAUUGCUAGUGUUUCAUCGUUCUACAUUCUGAAAUACAAUCGGGAUGUUGUAUCAUCAUAUUUUGACAGUGGAAGUUCAGGUGAUGAACAAGGUGUCCAUAAUGCUUUUGAGGUUCUUCAUGAAAUAGAUGAGCGUGUCAGAACUGGAAUAUGGGUUGGGGAUUGUUUCAUCUACAAUAACCCUUCUUGGAAACUUAAUUAUCUAGUUGGUCAUGAGGUGACGACUAUGUUUCAUCUGGACCGACCUAUGUACCUGUUGGGAUAUUUGGCCAAUCAAAGUCGGAUUUAUCUUAUUGAUAAAGACUUCAAUGUCAUGGGAUACACCUUACAUGUCAGCUUGAUUGAAUACAAAACUCUUGUGAUGCGUGGAGAUUUAGAGCGUGCAAGUCAAAUUUUACCAACUAUUCCUCCGGAGCAUCAUAAUAGCGUUGCUCGCUUUUUGGAGUCUCGAGGUAUGUUGGAAGAUGCAUUGGAAUUGGCUACUGAUCCUGAUUACAAAUUCGAUCUAGCUAUCCAACUUGGAAGACUUGAGAUUGCAAAGGAAAUUGCCACUCAAGCCCAAAGCGAAUCAAAAUGGAAGCAGCUGGCAGAGUUAGCUAUGUCAAUUGGGCAGUUAGAAUUGGCUGAAGAUUGUCUAUUGAAUGGAAUGGAUUUAAGUGGGUUAUUGCUUCUUUAUUCUUCCAUUGGAGAUGCACAAGGAAUAUUAAAACUUUCAUCCCUUGCCAAAGAGCAAGGAAAAAGUAAUGUUGCCUUCCUUUGUUUAUUUACACUGGGGAAAUUGGAAGAGUGCAUCCAGCUGCUGCUGGAGAGUAACCGUAUACCUGAAGCAGCUUUAAUGGCACGAUCUUACCUUCCAAGCAAGGUGUCAGAGAUAGUUGCAAUUUGGAGAAAUGAUCUGAGCAAGGUUAGUAAGAAAGCGGCGGAUUCAUUAGCCGAUCCUGAAGAGUACCCUAAUUUGUUCGAGGACUGGCAAGUUUAUGUUUCCCUUGAAUCUGAAGCUGCAAAAAACAGGGGAAACUAUCCUCCUGCUGAACUCUAUCCAGUCUAUGCCGAGAAAUCAACUACCAACCUUCUUGACAGGUUCAAAAGCAUGCAAAUUGAUGGGAAUGAAGACCUGACAGAAAAUGGAGAAGGCGAUCAUGAGCAUGAGCAUGAGGAGACGAAGGAGAAUGGGGAAAAUCAAGGACAGGAAGCUGUUAUUGAAGAGGAGACAGUGGAGAAUCAGGAAAAUCAAGGUCAAGGGGCUGUGGUCGAAGAGGAUGCUAAUUCCACGAAUGGUGUUGUUAUUGUAAACACUAAUGAGGAUGAAGAGGCAUUUGGUACAAAUAAUGAGAGGACUUCAUUACUCUAAAGGCAAGACUUUUUCAGAAAAUCUGUGUAGCUUACAUCACCAGUAUACUGAGCCAAGCUAAUUCCAACUGUUAUACACCAAUCUUCAGAGUGACUCGUAACUUUUCUUUAUGCAAGACCCGAGGAAGUUUCUUAUAGUUCCUUAUAGUAGUAGUUAUUCUCCCCUCCCCUUUUACACUUUUACAGAUGAAAAAAAAAAAAAAAAGAUGUCUGGAGUGUGCAUCUACUUAUAAAGUUGUCUCAAAUUAAAUCCUAAAAAGAUUUUUUAUCGGAUUCUUUUUCAUAUCAUACACCUAUUGGGUUGGCAUAAAGAGCCGCGAAAAAGACGUUUCCCCAAGGUACCUGAUGCUUCCGGUAGCCUGUGAUUUUGUAGGUAAACAAAAUUUCGAUAACAUAGAGAAUAUUACUAUAUUGUUGGAAACUUCUUUUGUCAUGUACAAUUAUGUGUAGUUUGGUAUUA